Molecule: messenger RNA, 3486 nt
Organism: Dictyostelium purpureum
Lineage: Eukaryota; Evosea; Eumycetozoa; Dictyosteliales; Dictyosteliaceae
Exons: 7
Coding region: 1-3258 (1085 amino acids)
Biological process (GO): DNA replication; DNA replication initiation
Cellular component (GO): nuclear origin of replication recognition complex; nuclear pre-replicative complex; DNA replication preinitiation complex
Molecular function (GO): DNA replication origin binding
Source: RefSeq, a predicted model, not a curated record
AUGGGUAGUAAUAAAAAAUGUUCUGUAUGUUUAGGAAAAGGAAAUGAAGAAGAAUUAUUAGAUUGUCAUAAAUGCGGGGAAGCUUAUCAUAAAAAUCUUUGUGGUAGUCAACUUUCAAGAUCCCCAAAUUAUUGUAGAAAAUGUUUAGUUAAAAAUGAAAAUAUGUCAGAAAGUCGUAAAUUAAAAGAAUUAUUAAAGAACCCAGCUUUAUUUUUAGGAGCAAGAGAAAAAAGAACAACAGGUGUAAUUGAUUCCAUUAAACAGCAACAUAAUUUUAAGGAUGAAAGUGACAACACAAAACUGGGUCAAAAGAGAAAAAAAGAUACUGACACCGAUUACAAUAACGAUGACGAUGACGAUGACAAUGACUAUGAUGAUAAUCAAAACAACAGUGAAAGCGAAAGUGAAAACGAAUAUCAAGCCUCCAUUUCAAAACAUGGUUCUAAAAUGUUAAAUAAAAUUAAAAUUAGAGUAAAUAAAAACUAUGUUAAAGAUGCAAAGAAUUUUGGUGAAAUUUGUAGGGACAGUAUUGACCCGAAAUCAGCAAAACAAUGGUUCAAAAUUACAAAAGAUAAUGAAGGAUAUGUCAAAAAGUAUUAUCUUAAUGAGAAAAUCAAAGAUGAAUAUAAAGACGGUGAUAUUAAUUCGGAUGAUAGUUUUGAUUUUUCAUCCGAUGAUGAAAUGGCAAAGAGAACGGGUAAAACAGGUUUCCACUAUAGGGAAAAGGCAUUCAAAACAUCUUUAAAAUGCAUAUCAGAUCUGGAUUCAUCAAUCGAACAUAUGUUCAAAGUAGUCAGUGUCAGAACCUUAGAUAAUAUUAGCGAUUUCUUUACAAAUACAUACCCAAAAAAAAAAUAUUCUGAUAUAAAAAAUAUUGUUAUGGAAAGAGGUGGCCAAACCAUUCAAGAUAGCAUUCAUCAAUUACCAGCCGCUAUUUUAUAUGCUUCAUCAUCAAGCCCUGAAGUCGAACAGUUGUUUAACUCAAUACCAGACAAUGUAAUGCUAAGACUAUCACUUAGACAACCAACCGAAUAUGGCAACUUUCAAAAAAUGGAUAUGUUUAUUCCACCCAGAGUAACUUUGAAUCCAGACCAUUGCAAAACCUUUAGAUCAACAAUUACCAACAUUUGUCAAAAGCUAACCUCAAAUUAUAAUACCUCAAAAUAUCCAAACCUACACUUUGAAGAUUUAUCGAGAUGGUACCAUGACAAUUUCACAAUUCCACUCUUAAACGAAACUGUAAAUAAUUUUAAAAACAAACAUGUUCAUACAUGGAAAGAAAACGUCAAAGAAUUAUAUAAUAUCACAUUAGCAAAAACCCCAGUUAUCAUAACAAUUGAAUUUUUCGAGUCUUGGAAUACCGACAUUUUAUCGGAUUUAAUUUCACUCCUAUCAUCAUAUCGUCAUAAAAUUCCAUUUAUUCUGUCGUUUUUAGUAUCAACCAAUUCGGAUGCAAUCUUAAGAGUAUUACCAUAUCAAACCGUUCAACUUUUAGAACUAAACUCAUUCCAUCUUAGAUCUCAAAAUCAAAUUUUUGAAAAUUUGAUUAAAAUUUUAUUUUUAAAAGAGCAACUAUUUAUUAUUGGGCCAAAAACAUACUCAAUUCUAUAUAAUAAUUUUAAAAAUAAACACAUGUCAGUAUCUCAAACUUUAAAGGAAUUAAGAAGAGCAAUCAGUGAUCAUUAUUUAAGUUCAAAUUUAAGCUUUUUAUGUGACAAUUUGACAUAUCUAGAUUUAAAUGAACUUGGCGAUUUAGAAGCACCAACUGAAAUUAAAUCUCAACAUAAUAAAAAUGCCAAAAGAAAUAAUGAUGAUUUAAUGGCUAAAGUUAAAACUCCAUAUAAUAACGAUAAUAAUAAUAAUAAUAAUAAUAAUAAUAAUAAUAACAAUAAUAAUAUGAAUAUGAAUAUGAACAAUAAUAAUAAUAAUAAUAAUAACAAUAGUAAUAGUAAUAGUAAUAAUAAUAAUAAUAACAGUAGUGAAAAUGUUAACAAUGUAAAUAAUAGUUCAGAAAAUAACAAUAAAAUAAAAGAAAAAAAAGUUAAUGAUAAAGAUUAUUCAGAAACAUCAGACGAAGAAUUAAUUCGACAAAAAGCAGUUAUAAGAGGUGAAGCUAUUGAUGAUACGUAUAAUCAAAAAGAAUUGAAAAGUCCUGAUUUAGAUUUUGGCAGCAAAAACAGAAGCAAAAGUUCAUCCGAAAGCGAUGAAUCUGAUACCGAGGAGAGUGAAAGCGAUGAAAAGAAUAUAGGAAUAAAAAUCGAUCAACCAACCAAGUCCUCAAAAAUGGAAGAUAAAGCCAUAAGAACUGCAAUUAAAAACUUAAACUCAAUACAAAAAUACGGAGAAAACCCCCAAACUAAAGAAUUUUAUGCCAAUCUAUUAGUAUUCAAAGCCUCAAGACCCUAUAUUUUGGAAAUGUAUCAUACAAUUUUAUCUGAUCUUACGAAACAUAGCAAUUCCAAAAAUUCUACUGUAGAAUAUCCAAAACUUGUUCUUUAUAUCUCUCAAGAAAGUGACAUCUACUUUAAAAAACUGCGCGAUAGUAUUUUCAAUUUACCAAAGGAAAUAACAACAAUUUCCUCAAUCAUUUCAUCAUUGAGAAUCUGUGAUAAAACAUUCGAAAAAAUCAAAAAACACGAAAUCAUCUAUUUAGAACACAAUACAUCUUACAAAGAAAAAGCAUAUGCAGUUACUGAGGAAAAAAAAAAAAAGGUUUCUGAUUUAAUUACAGAGCUUAGUAAACUAUCAAAAUCAGAUGAUAUAACCGCACCCAUAAACGACCAAGUAAGAGAAACAUUAAACAAAACUUUACUUAGCGAGUCAUUAAAUAAAUUUUUAAAUUUGAUUGAAGAAAUUAAAGAAUAUUACUUUAAAGACAUCUCUCUCCCACUCCACGAGCCAUUUAAUCUUGAUCAAUAUAUUAAUGAAACAUCAAAAGCAUUUGAUUUCAAUAUAACUGAUCAACUAAUAAGUCAACUUAAAGAAUCACACGGAUACCUAGGUUGUGUUCAAUGUAAGAAUGAUCCUAGCCAUUUUGAAGAUAUUACAAUUGUAUAUGAAAUAUUUAGUACUCAGCAAAGAUUUAUAAAUUUACAAGAUUGGUUAACUGCAUUUUGCACAAAGAAGAACCCUACUAAAACCAUCCCCACUAAAGAAUUAAAGGCGAGAUUCCAACAAGCAGUAGACACUUUACAAAUGUUUGGUUUUAUAAAGAAAACUUCAAAGAGAGUCGCUCAUGUUGAAAAAAUUUUAUUUUAAUUAAUUUUAAUAAUAAAUAUUCUUUUUUUAUAAAAUAAAAUAAAAUAUUCUUUAAUGCCCCAAAUAACUAAUUAAUUUAUUACAAAUAUUUUAUCAAUUUGUUUUUUCAAAUAAUAAACAAGUAAUCAAAAAAUUCAAUCUACUCUUUUCAUUCAAAUAAUAUUUUUUAUUGUUCAAUAAUCACCUGAUUAUAAUUUAAAAAAUGUCAAAAAAAUUAGUAAAAUGAAU